AGUUCGCAAACGAAGAGGAAAAAAAUUGGACUUUCUCCCCUUUGUGGAGAAAAAGGGGGAGAAAAUAUUUCGCGAUGAUCCAAUCGAUCGUUUUCUCCUUCGAUUCUAUCCGCGCAGCGGAUGCUUCGUGCCGCGUCUUCGUGGAGUAAGAAGAGGAGACGACGGCAACGAAGGAGGAGAGAUUUUUAGAAUCUUCUUCUACUUCUUCUUCUUCUUCUCCCUUCUUCUGGUCGAUCGCCGCCGAUUCCCAGCAUUUUCCAUGGAUUGAUCGGGUGAUUGAUGAGCGGCGAGCGAUCGGCAUGGAGUCUGUGGCGAAUCAUGGCCCCAAAGUGGUGAUCUCCAAUCCGGGGGAUUGGGAGGCGCUCUACAGGCCUCUGCCGUUCCUCUUCUUUGGAUUGCUGCUCAUCUGGACGACCCUGGUGGGAAUCUGGACGCUCAAUACAUGGAGGAAGCGGCAAUGGCAGACGAGCAAUCUCCAAUGGAUCCUCACUGCCGUGCCUGUGCUCAAAGCUCUGGUCCUGGCGCUCUCGUUCGCGUUCUGGUAUUCGUGCCUCCACCUGGGGACGUGCUCCUUCUGGGUCGCGUUUGGCGUCUUUGUGACGCGCAUUUUUUUCGAGACGGCGUGCUUCAUCUCGUUCCUCCUCAUCUCGCACGGCUACUGCAUCAUGCACGAGCAGCUCUCCAUCUCGGAGAGGAGAAGCAUUGCUGGGCUCGGCUCGCUGCUCUACCUCACGCUCACCGGAUACAAGGCGGCUGUGCCACAGUUCGCGAUAUUAGUGGUGCUGAUCUACUUGGUGCUCCUUUACGUCAUAUUUCUCCAUGUGUCGAGGAAUCUGGCAUUGCUAAGGGAGCAGCUCCAACUUAUUCAGAACGAAGGCGUUCAUACGAUGCACACGGCUCUGUACACCAAGUACACUAUGUUCAAGAAGUUCCAAGCUGCGAUGCUGACAAUGGUCGUUGCGGAAGUGUUGAUGCAUGCCAAGGCGGAUGGGGUUGCGAAUGAAUACUGGAUGAGACUUCUUGUUCGGGAGUGGACGGAAAUUGGUAUCUUUUCUUAUAUCGGGUGGACUUUUAGAGCUAGAGAAACAACACCCUUUUUUACUGUGAUUCCCACGUUGCACUCGGGGAGAGAGUCUAUGCUACCUCCUAUUUACAGCAUCGAGAUGAACGAAAAGGACUUCAACACGCUGAGUUUCAAAGAGUGGCACAUUGGAGUGCCAAUGUCUUUGGCUAAAUGCGGUGGCAACCAGAAGCCGAUGCUCGUGAUUGUCCAAAAUCCGAGCGUCUCGGAGGCUCUUGAGAACCCAAAUCCAGGAGCAGCCACGGCAGCCACAGCAGCGGCGGCAUUGACGAGCCCCCGAAGCUCCUCGAUGGAUUUUUGUAGCUGUGCUACUGGCGCCCCUUCCUCCGGCCACGACCAGGAAGAAGAACUAUUGUCACAAGAGUCGCAAGAGUCGAUCUCUACCGAGAAGCACGCAUUGGUAGCGGCAGCAUCGACAGUAGCACUGGCAGCCGUGGAUGGCAAUAGCCACCACCACCACCACCAUUUCCUACAUAAGUUUCACGGUGGAGUCCAUCACCACCACCACCACCACCACCAUCACGAAACUGAGGUUUCCUCGUCGAUGAUGAUCUGUGAUCACAGGACAUACAGCAGGGGGAUGAGAAACGCGGGCAGCAGCGCCGGUUUUACCAAUCUCAGGUUCACUUAAAUUUUAAACAUGCAGAAUAUCCCAUUAUCAAAUGAAUAUUCUUUUGAAAAUGGUGGAAUAUUAUAGAUUAUUCCAAUUUUGUUUGACGUGACGCACUGCUCUGGGCCGGAGCACGUCCUCGACCAGCUCCUCCAUCGUCGCCCUCUCAUCUGUACUCCUUCAUGUAGAUCGUAAUCUAUUCGUAAUCCAUGAGACUUCCCCA
Messenger RNA from Selaginella moellendorffii, 1914 nucleotides. RefSeq lists its product as uncharacterized. The coding region runs from base 300 to 1712 and encodes 470 amino acids. Lineage: Eukaryota; Viridiplantae; Streptophyta; Lycopodiopsida; Selaginellales; Selaginellaceae. The record is from RefSeq and is a predicted model, not a curated record. The transcript is spliced from 9 exons.